Molecule: messenger RNA, 1055 nt
Organism: Glycine soja
Lineage: Eukaryota; Viridiplantae; Streptophyta; Magnoliopsida; Fabales; Fabaceae
Product: transcription initiation factor TFIID subunit 11-like
Exons: 3
Coding region: 126-836 (236 amino acids)
Source: RefSeq, a predicted model, not a curated record
AGUUUUGGAUUCAAAACCUCAAAGUACACUUUUGGUGAAACGAAGGGGAAAAGGGCAGCACUGCAAUUCUGGUAUUGUACACUUCCCUUCCGACUCGCAUUGCAGAUUGAAAUUGAUUUUCUUUCAUGAGAAAAAUGGCUUCGGAAGAUUCGAAGCCGGUGGUGAAGAAAGAGGUGGAUUCCAACAACAAGAGUUCCGUUUCCAAAAAGGUCACAAAAUUCAAGAAAGAAGAGCCCGAAGCCGUUAAGAAGGGUCCUAAAGUCAAGAAGGAAGAAAAUGACGACGACAUUCCCAUCUGGAGAAGCACCUCCAACUCCAAGGAAGUGAAGAAAAAGAGGAUAACAAUAAAGAAAGAGGAAGAGAAUAAGAAUAAUAAGAAGAAGAAAGAAAAAAAGGUUUAUGAUUUACCUGGCCAGAAACGAGAUCCACCCGAGGAGAAAGACCCUCUUAGGAUUUUCUACGAGACUUUGUUCAAGCAAGUCCCCAGCAGCGAAAUGUCACAAAUCUGGUUGAUGGAAUCGGGGUUGCUUCCCAAAGAUUUGGCAAAGAAAGUAUUUGAGAAGAAGAAGAAAGUUCCGCAGAAGCUCACUUCUCCAGUUAAGUCUGUAGCUGCUGUGAAGAGCAACACUAAGUCUGUCACAGUUAAGAAAAAAAGCCCAACCUCCCCUGUCUCUUCUGUUAAAAAGAAGACAACGACAACAACAACAACAACAUCAAAGCAGUCCAAGAAGAGGAAGGCUAAGGAUCUAAGCUCUGAGGAUGAUGAUGAUGAUGACACAGACUCUGAUGGUGAAUUUGUAUUAUCAUCAGUAGCAAAGAGGAGAAAAAUGGCUUAACUAUGCCCUUCUGUGACACUCGUAUUUAUUUUUCGCAUUUUUUCUUUACCAUUUAUUGCUGGUGACACAACUUGUAUGGCAUGAUGUUAUAUAACUUUUAAGAUGUUGCCCGUGGUUUACAGAGCAGCUAGUUUUAAUCUUGACCCAACUCUCACAACUCAAUUUUUUCUCUAAGAAUUUGGGUUCAGACUUAAUCUCAAUAGUUAGUUUAAAAGGUGA